AUGCCUUACAUCGACAAAAAGAAGAACCCAUCAGGUGAUACUUGGUAUUUAGACUUCGGCUGCAGUAAUCAUAUGUGUGGUAAUAAACUCUUGUUCUCUGAUCUAGAUGAAAAUUUUAGAGAAAAUGUGAAGCUUGGAAAUAAUUCUAGCAUCUAUGUUAUGGGUAAAGGGAAUAUUAAAAUUCGGUUGAAUGGUAGCAUGCAAACAAUCACUGGCGUAUUUUAUGUCCCAGAACUAAAAAGUAAUUUGAUUAGUCUUGGUCAGCUACAAGAAAAGGGUUUCGCAAUCCUUAUUCAGAAGGACAACUGUCAGAUUCAUCAUCCGGAGAAGGGGCUUUUUGCACAAGCCCAAAUGACAACAAAUCGGAUGUUCCCUCUAUACACACAGAUUCCACAUGAUGAUCAAACUUGCUUCACUUCAACCACACAAGACACAACAUGGAUGUGGCACUUUCGUUAUGGGCACCUAAACUUUAAUGGAUUGAAGACCUUGGAGCAAAAGAAGAUGGUAAGCAGACUGCCUCAAAUUCAGACUCCUUCAAAGGUAUGCGAGGAUUGCAUUAUUGGAAAGCAGCAUCAUAUAUGUGGACCAAUUAACCCAACGUCAAACAGCAACAAAAGACAGCUUACAGCAGCCUAUUCACCACAGCAAAACGGGGUGGCAGAGAGGAGAAAUCGUACUAUUAUGAAUAUGGUACGAAGCAUGUUGACAAAGAAAGACAUCCCAAAGAAGUUCUGGCCAGAAGCUAUCAACUGGAGUGUUCAUAUUUUGAAUAGAAGCCCCACACUUGCAGUUAAAAACAUGACAUCUGAAGAAGCAUGGACCGGACGCAAACCAGCUGUUGAUCACUUCAGAAUAUUUGGAUGUCUAGCCUAUGCACAUGUACCGGAUCAGAAAAGAGGCAAACUUGAUGACAAAAGUGUGAAAUGUGUCAUACUUGGUGUUAGUGAAGUAUCAAAGGCAUAUAUGCUGUACAAUCCAGUCACUCAGAAGAUCAUUAUCAGCCGUGAUGUUGUGUUUGAUGAAGGCAGUAGUUGGAAUUGGAGCAACACUGUAUCUGAAUCAAUUCCAUUUGAUUUAGAUAUCAAUGAUGAAAGAAGGACUGAUGCACAAAUUCUAGAAGAUAUCUUGCCAAAUGUUCCAGCAAGUGAAAACAUAACAGAACAUGAAGCACAAACUUCCAGAGAUACGAUGUCAAAUGUUUCAGCAAACGAACCUUCUGAAGGCCAACCUUCAAACUCAGAUACUCAACGGAUCAGAAAAAGGCCUGUUUGGAUGAUAGACUAUGUAAGCGGAGAUGAAUUAUCGGAUGAUGAUAAUGUUGCUCAUCAUGCUUUGUUCGCAGACAGUGAUCCAGUGCUCUUUGAGGAUGCUAUUAAUAAUAUAAAGUGGAGGAAAGCUAUGGAUGCAGAAAUAGAGGCAAUCGAGAAAAAUGAUACAUGGGAAUUGACUGAUCUUCUAGCAGAAGAAAAAACCAUUGGGGUUAAAUGGAUCUUCAAAACAAAGCUUAACGAGAAAGGAGAGGUUGACAAAUACAAAGCGAGACUGGUGGCAAAGGGAUACAAGCAAGAAUAUGGAGUUGAUUAUGCUGAAGUCUUUGCACCGGUUGCAAGACUUGACACCAUUCGUUUGGUGGUAUCAUUGGCAGCACAGAACUAUUGGCCAGUUUAUCAACUUGACGUGAAAUCAGCCUUCUUGCAUGGUGAGUUAAAUGAGAAAGUUUUCAUUGACCAGCCUCCAGGUUAUGUGCAAAAGGGGAAUGAGAAGAAGGUGUUCAAACUGAAAAAAGCAUUAUAUGGACUGAAACAAGCACCCCGAGCUUGGUACAGUCGUAUAGAUGCUUACUUCUCUAAGGUAGGAUUCCAAAAGUGUCCUCAUGAGCAUACUUUGUUCGUCAAAUCUGGAGAAGGAGGUAAAUUUUUGAUUGUCUGUCUGUAUGUAGAUGAUUUGUUAUUCACUGGAAAUGAUGAAGCCAUGUUUGUUGAAUUUAAAUCAUCUAUGAUGAGUGAAUUUGAUAUGACUGAUCUGGGAAAGAUGCGUUACUUUCUUGGUAUUGAGGUAGUGCAAUCAUCUUGUGGAAUCUUUAUUAGCCAGAGGAAAUAUGCUCAGGAGGUUCUGGAAAGAUUUUGA
Molecule: messenger RNA, 2130 nt
Organism: Prunus armeniaca (apricot)
Lineage: Eukaryota; Viridiplantae; Streptophyta; Magnoliopsida; Rosales; Rosaceae
Source: the annotation of a GenBank genome assembly